Molecule: messenger RNA, 1200 nt
Organism: Penicillium diatomitis
Lineage: Eukaryota; Fungi; Ascomycota; Eurotiomycetes; Eurotiales; Aspergillaceae
Product: methionyl-tRNA formyltransferase
Exons: 4
Coding region: 1-1200 (399 amino acids)
Biological process (GO): conversion of methionyl-tRNA to N-formyl-methionyl-tRNA; biosynthetic process
Cellular component (GO): mitochondrion
Molecular function (GO): methionyl-tRNA formyltransferase activity
Source: RefSeq, a predicted model, not a curated record
AUGCGCAUCGUUAGCCGGAGUCAGAGCUUGGGGCUCUGUAGGACCUUCUCAGGAAGUCGAUGGUUGAAUAGCCGGUGCUAUGCGACGCGCUCGUUCGACCCGCUCCGUAUCCUUUUUUGCGGCUCCGACGAUUUCAGUAUUGCUUCCCUCAAAGCGCUUCAUGAGUACAAACUGAAAUAUCCUACGCAAAUAUCGUCCAUAGAUGUUGUCUGUCGGCCGGGAAAGCGAGUGGGAAGGGGGCUGAAGAAGAUUCGCGAAAUGCCGAUCAAGGAGGCCGCUUCUGCGCUUUCCCUUCCAAUCCAUGAGAUUGACACAUUCAGAGGGUGGACGCCUCCAGAGACACCGUACGGCCCGAUCAAUCUCAUCAUUGCGGUGUCAUUUGGACUUUUUGUCCCUCCGCGACUCCUCAAUGCCUCCAAAUACGGAGGCUUGAACGUGCAUCCAUCAUUGCUUCCGGACUUCCGUGGUCCCGCACCCAUACAUCACACACUCUUGGCCGGAAGAACCAAGACCGGUGUAACACUUCAGACGCUAGAUCAUAAAAGCUUUGAUCACGGCACAAUUCUAGCUCAAACACCGGACCCUGGCUUUGAUAUACCCAAUUCUGACACUUGUACUGUGCCUGAGUUGACGAGCUUAGUCUCAGCCAAAGGUGCACAGCUGCUCUUCGACGGUAUACAGCAAGGUCUCUUCGUGCCUCCAGUUAAGGAUGCUGGAUGGGCCAAGGAAAGUGAGACCCGGAGUUUUAUCCAUGCAGCCAAGAUUCAGCCCGAAGAUCGCCAUAUCAAUUGGGAGGGCUGGACGUCCGUUGAUCUUAACCGACGCAAUCGCGUUCUCGGGAAUCUAUGGAGUAGGGCAUUAGUGGCGAGCAAGUCCGCAGAGGAGCCUGUUGUAUACCAGCAGAAGCGAGUCAUCCUGACCGAUGUUGAGCAAGUCGAACCUCCGAAAGGCUCAGAGAUCUUCGCCAUCGUACCGGGGCUGCCGUUUGCCAAUGCCACGUGCCCUGUUGAACCCAGAAAAAGCAGGUCCCUCUUUGUGUUCACUAAAGACGGCAAAGCGCUUUUGAUCAAAAGUCUGAAGGUAGAAGGGGAACCUGUUGCAGAAGGCCUUCGUGCCGCGGUCAAGGCUCGCAUGUUCGGGAACCGCUCGAUUACGUCUGAAGGGUUCGAGUUCACCCCGUUUCGCAACCCCUUGGUAUGA